AUGGCUUCAGAAAGAAUAUCUGUGCAUUCUCUUCCUGACCUCAAAAACACCUCCGACGAUGCUCUCCCCACCUACCUCAACUCUCUCAAAUUCACCCAGUCGCAUACUCUCUCUGAUACCCGUCUAGCCAUUGGCUACGCCUCUGUCUUGGUCUGUGGUGCCUGCUUCUACUGGGACUAUACAUACGGCUUCGAACCUACAAAGUCAUAUACAGCCAUCGCUGUUGGAAUCUACUUUAUCCUCAAUUCAUUCCUCACAUUUUGGUUAUUCUAUGUUGAGGGAGGAAUCAUAUACAUCGGCACAUCCCCAGACAAGAAACAUAUUAUUGAGAUAUCUACUCAAACCAAAAAGCAUCAACCAAUUUACAACUUGACAUUUAAGAUUUAUGAAGCGGCAAAGGGCAGAUCUGGACAACCAAAGGAAGAGAGAACUUUGAGGAAACCAUUUAGAGAAUGGUUUGAUGGGAAGGGACAGUUCAUUGUGCAGCCAUUUCAGGAGAUGUUGGCCAGUAAUAUCUCGGUGAUUGGAGCUGUCGAUGAAAAGAGAGUGGUUAAGAAAGAGAAGAAGGUUGAGCAAGAAGGACAGGUGGACCAGAGUAUAGAUGAUAAGUGGGCGGCAUUACUGAAGGAGAGCAGCGGGGAAGUUGGGACUUCUGGAGCAAAAAAGGUAACAGUGGGGAAGAAGAGAAGCAAGAAGGUAUGA
Messenger RNA from Sclerotinia borealis F-4128, 702 nucleotides. The record is from the annotation of a GenBank genome assembly. NCBI's taxonomy places the organism in Eukaryota, Fungi, Ascomycota, Leotiomycetes, Helotiales, Sclerotiniaceae.